CAAUUCCCCCCUAACCGAAUGACAUGAUUGCUCGUUGUUGAACGCAGUUCCUUCGUAUUUGCGACAUUUCAUUUUUCUUCUUCCUCAACGCUGCUUGAUUGGAAAUUCAAACCCAAUUCGUAGGUUUGCCAAAGUUAAUUUGGUGGCUGGAAAUGCUGACUUUUCUUAAGAAAUGGGGCUAAAAUCGCCUGAGAAUGGGGAGGCGGAAGGUGGAGAUGAAGCGAAUCGAAGACAAGAGUAGCCGUCAAGUCACCUUCUCCAAACGCCGCUCUGGAUUGAUCAAGAAAGCUCGCGAGCUAUCCAUUCUCUGCGACGUCGAUAUCGCCGUCGUCAUCUUCUCCAGCCGCGGCAAGUCCUACGAGUUCUCUAGUACCAACAGUUUGGGCAGCACCUUUGAACGUUAUUGGAGUCACAAUGGAAGGGAGUCUGCAAAAGGUUCUAAACCAGCAUUUAUUUCAUGUGCAGAGCUGCUAAAUAUGGUUGAAAGCCAACUUGAACAACCAAACAUUGGGCAGCUGAGUAUGACUGACCUUACAAAACUAGAGAACCAACUCAGUAUGUCACUUUCAGAAACUAGGGAUAGAAAGACAGAAUUGAUGAUGGAAUACCUUAGGAACCUCCAUGAAAAGAAAAGGUUGCUGGGAAAAGAAAAUGAGGUCCUCCAAAAAGAGGUUGCAGCCAUGGAAGAGAGUGACACCGUCCGGAAUACGGUGGCAAUAGUUGAUCCACCGCCACGCCUAACACUAACGCUGCUUCAGUAGGUGGCGCUGCUGCGGCUGCUUGCUGUAGUGGGAUGCCCUUUAUAGGGCCAGUGUAGCGCAGGCAAGAAAGAGAUUCGUAACCCCUGUCGCUAAGAUAUUUCAACAUCUGUCUAUGAUUCACCUCCCCCGUGAAUGCAAUAAGUCCUUUUCAGGAACCUUAAUUUCUACAACCUUCUUGUCCAUAUCCAGCAUGAAGUGCUGUGGUGUUAAUAUUUUGUUGCAUAUCUAGUUGUCCUACUAUAACAUAUCAUCCAUAAUAUUGUAAUGUAACAAUUGAAUAUGUUGAAUUGAUUUUAGUUAAAAAGCAUCGCUGGUGCAAAAUAUCUUUUUCUA
Messenger RNA from Rubroshorea leprosula, 1094 nucleotides. The record is from the annotation of a GenBank genome assembly. Lineage: Eukaryota; Viridiplantae; Streptophyta; Magnoliopsida; Malvales; Dipterocarpaceae.